This is a messenger RNA of Pristis pectinata (smalltooth sawfish), 1934 nucleotides long. RefSeq names its product leucine rich repeat containing 73 (gene lrrc73). The record is from RefSeq and is a predicted model, not a curated record. Bases 8 to 925 code for a protein of 305 amino acids. The transcript has 6 exons. Gene Ontology annotation, molecular function: protein binding. NCBI's taxonomy places the organism in Eukaryota, Metazoa, Chordata, Chondrichthyes, Rhinopristiformes, Pristidae.
CGGGGCCAUGCUGGCCGGCUCCAUCCAGAUCUCCGGGGAGACCCUCUCCUCGGCCGAGGUCAAGGACAUCUGCGAGUCCCUGAGGGCCCAUUCGGUGCGGCUACUCUCCCUGCGGGGCUGCCACCUGUCGGACCGCGACUUCGGCCGCAUCAGCCGCCAUGUGGCCGAGUGCCAGUCCCUAGCGCAGCUCAACCUCAACCUCGGCGUGGUCAGCACCCUAGCCCGAGUGCAGCAGCUAGCAGAAGCCCUGGCCGCCAACAGGUCCAUCCACUCCCUGUUCCUUCAUGGCAGUCCUCUCACUGAUUCUGGAUUGGCUGUCCUCAACCCUGCCCUUUCCCUGCAUCCCUCCCUAAUAUCACUGGACCUUGGAGACUGUGUUCUGGGAGAUGAAGCAAUAAAUCUCAUCUGUGGACUGUUACCACCUGAUGGAGCAAAGUCAGGACUGAAGGAGCUGACGCUGAGCGCUAACCCUGCUAUCACAGUGAAAGGAUGGGCACGUCUGGUGAUCGCAGUUGCACACAGUUCUCAACUUCGUGUCCUUAAUUUGGAUUAUAAUCCAUUAGGUGAUCACAUCGCUGGGAUGUUGGCGGUUGCUGUGGCUUCUAGUCGGACUCUGGAGGUAGUGGACCUGGAGGGAACAGGCCUCACAAACCAGUCUGCUCAGAUAUUUCUGGAUAUGGUGCAAAAUUAUCCCACCUCCAUGCGGAGCCUCAUCCUUGCAGAAAAUAACAUCAGCUUGGAACUGCAGCAGCAAAUCUCAGAUCUAUUGUCUGAAGGAGAAGAAGAGGAAGACAAUGAGAAUGAAGAGCAAGAAGAUUCAGAAAGAGAGAAAGACAUCUGGAUUUCUCAAAGCAAUCAAGCAUCACCGACUAUCCUCAUGUCAACGGGCCUGGAAGAUUCUCUGCUGGCAGAAACAGAAAUGUAACAGUUGCAGAUGGCAGGGUGCACUGUGUCCCUGCAGACCUCAACCACACGGCACUGCCACUGAUGUCUCCUUGUCUUGCAAUGCUGCCAUUGGACUUUUUCACUGGACAGAACCGAAACCCUGACCAUAUUUUGUCACUUGGAUCACAUAGAGCUGUAGCCCUUAGCUGAUAAUGGCUGGAAAAGCACUUCCAAUCACUUCACAUCACCUGCCUUUAUGUAUUUAUUUACUUUUAAUAAUUUAUUGAAAUUCAAGUAGUCUGAUUAACCACAGUCACUGCACUGCAAAAGAAAUGAAUUAUGUGAAGCACUGAAAUGUUUUGAUGUGAUAAUGCACUGUGUAAAUGGAAUGGUUGUUAUCUAUUACUGGAACAGCUUGCGUAGAUCCUGUAGUCAGCUCUGCUGUCUCCACUAAGGCUGCUGACUAUCCUGUCUGUGAAAUGAGAACGUCACAGAGACUCGCUGGAGUCUUUCUGUGACCUAUUCCAAGUGAAAUUGUUAAUUACGGAACCACUAAUUCUCUUCACUGACUUAGAAUGAGCCAGAAGUGAUAAUUAUUCUGUGCAGUAAUUAAUGCAAUAGUCAUUCUUUCCCACAUAACCUUUGCUGUCAUCUCCAAUAUGGUCUGAAAAAGUAAACUGGAUUCUCACAGAAUAAAUUGGACAAACACAUGCCGCAGUUAUGCAGACCCCCACCUGACCCCGUCUCUGAAGCCUGGAGUGAAACCUGUGCACCAGCCCCGUAAAAGGUUAAAAGAGCAGGCCAGAGACCAUGGUGAGUGAUUCACCUCCUGAGUCCACAAAGCAUUUCCACCAUCUACAAGACAGAAUUCCGGUGUGUGAUGGAAUACCCUCCACCUGCCCCGAUGAGUGCAGUUCCAGCAACUCUCAAGAAGUUCCGGGUCCAUUCAGGACAAAGCAGUUUUCUUGAUUGGUACUCCAUCAACAACCAUCCAUCAGUGGUGGACCACAACUCACCCACAAAAUGAAUCAUAGCAACUCACCAAAGUU